GUACACUGUGCUUAGUUCAUGACCUUCCGAAACCGUUUUGAAACCUCUCUUGUUUCCAUGACGUCUGUUUUUUAUGCACUAAACAUCGUUUAUCGUUCUAAAAAAUAAUGAACGCCACGAAAUUGACCACAACAAUCGGUAGAACAAUGAGAAUGACCACUCGUUCGAUAACAACAUCACAAUCAAGGGAGCUUCAAUACAAGCUUGAAGAUUGCAAGGAUCAGAACGUUUUCAGAAUCGAGCUGGCUCCAAAAACAUAUGCAUAUAUUGAGUAUGAUAAGAACAACACCAGAUAUGAUUUGAACCAUACCAAAGUCCCAGAGGAGUUUGAGGGCCAAGGCAUUGGGAAAUUACUUGCAAAGAAAACCUUUGAUCAUUUGAAGGCUGAAGGCAGUAAAUUCGCUCUACAUUGCGAUUUUCUGGUGCAUUUUUACAACCAAAAUGAAGAUUUGUAUGUGAACAACGUAGUUUCGUGAACGUGAGCCAUGGAGUUCGAAGAUGCCUACGCCUUCAUUCAUUUCUCCCUUCGGGAAAAGCUUCACCAACAAAUGCUGCUUCUUUGUAACGAUGCUUUGAAAAAGUUUGUAGGUGAAAUAAAGUUUAAUCUCUAUCGUGCGUUAGCUCUGAACCUAAACAAUCGCUUCAGCGAGUCUAUAAAAGAGCUCGAAGUACUGAAAUCCGAAAAUGAUAUCAGGUUGGCUUCAACUGUUGCUCUCAUUUACACCCACAAGAAAAUGGGGAACGUCGAGAAAGACGUUUUCGUGAAUCUCGAGGCAAAAUUGCGAGAAUAUCGGAAUGUGGCGACUGCAUCGGAUUGGACGAAUGCCGCCUUUGUUCUUUACACGCUUGGAAAAACGGAGAAAGCUUUGGAAUACAUCGACCGCGCUUUGAGAAUAAAUCCAAGUACUAAUCCUCUCAAAGGAUGGAUCCUGUUGAAGCUUCGCAAAACGCAGGAUGCAAUCUACGUCUUUGAGCAAUGUCUCAAGGAGAAUAAAAGGAGUUUAGAUUCGACUCUCGGAUUAUCGCAAGCUUUCUUGCAUAACAAAAACCACGAGGAAGCUUUAAAUGUCGCUAAUAAAGCCGUAGUUCGGUUUCCAUCUAUGAACAUUGCGCUUGUUAAUAAGUUGAUUGUAUUAUUCACCGCUCAGGAUUUCGAUCAAGCUAAUGAAACGCUUUUAAGAAUUUUAUCCACCGAUGAUAAUAGUUAUACAGCAUUAAAGAUCGAGAUCCUCAUCAUGCUUUGUAACAGCUCGAAUUACGAGGAUAUUGCUUUGAAGAUUAAUGCUUUCGUGGAUCUCUUGGAGAGGCUGGAAUCAAAGAACGGCGAAAUUCUUGCUACCAACGGGUUCCUUUUCUCGCGCUUAUGCAACAGGAACAAGCAAAUAUUGGCCGAAACGUAUAACAUGCUUGAAAAAUCCGUGUAUUUAUCGAGUGACAAUGUUAACAAUUUGAUUGAAUUUGGAUAUCAGUGCAUUUUGCAAGGAAAAAUUAAAGAAGCCAUAAAGUAUUUUAAAACUGCUUCGAAAAGCGAUAAGACUUCUUUUGACGCGUUGCUAGGAAUGACGUUAUGCGAGUUUCUCGAAAAUGGAAAAUCGGAACAGAUUAAGCAGCAAUUAUUCUUUUUGCUCGAAUUGCAGGAAAACCACGAGAACCAUCCUUUACUAUUGUUUAUGCGGGCAAAAUUGUCGGAAAACGCAGAUUCGGCCAUUAAAUUUCUUGAAGAAACAAUCGCCGAACAACUUAAAAACGUUACGCCGUUAGCAUUUGGUGAGGAGUAUUUACGUCUCUUGGAUGCAGAUUUUCUGUUGGGAGUAAUCAAAGUUUACAUAGAGUACGCACCGAAGAUUUCAUCGAAGAAAUCUCUGGAUAAACCUGACAAUAUAAUAGUGAAUUCUUUAAAAUCUCUAAAGGUUCUCACUAAAGCUUGCCCUGGAUUAUUGGAAGCUCAAUAUUUGUACGGAAAAAUUCAAUUCCUUAACAGCGAUUACUCAGAUGCUAUGGCAACUUUAAAUUUUAUCAUUGAACGUGAUCCAACUUUAACUGAUGCACAAUUAUUGAUUGCGCAAAUUCAUUUGAAUAAUUCUUCUUACGAAAGAGCAUCUCAGUGUUUGGAAGUUGCGUUGAGUCAUAACUUCAAGGUUCGCGAAAGUCCUUUCUACCAUUUGAUUCAAGGUUUGAUUGAAAAACAGAGGAACAAUUGGGAUGAAUCCAUCAAGAGUUUAACUACUGCUUUAAGCUUGACGAAAAUCCGAGACGUUUCAGCGGAUAAAGCUACAAUUUAUGUGGAACUCAUAGAUAGUUACACUAAAGCAAAUCAGAAUCAUGAAGCUUCGAAUUUGAUUGAACAGGCUAUGGCUGAAUUUCAGAAGACACCGGAAGAAUCACGGAUGAUGAUAUUGAGUGCAGAUUAUGCAGCGAAAAUGGGGAACGUCCAAAAAGCAAUUGACGUGCUGACUAAAGUGAAUCCCAACGAAUCUUACUAUUUGAAAGCAAAAACACAGCUGGCUGAAACUUAUUUAGUGUAUAGACAGGAUAAGAAAGCGUUUAUGGCGUGCUACAAUGAAAUGGUUCAAUUCAAUCCCGGACCGGAAAGCUUUUUAUUACUCGGGGACGCUUAUAUGAGAAUCCUGGAACCCGAUAAAGCUUUGGAAGCGUACAACAACGCAUUGCAAAUGAAUCCUUCCGAUCCGUAUUUGACUUCUAAAAUGGGGAAGGCUUUAAUUGAUACACACUAUUACAAAAAAGCUGUUGUUUUCUACAAAGAUGCCAUCUCUUCUACAGCGAAUCCCGAUCUGAAAUUGCAGUUGGCCGAAUUGUAUAUGCAAUUAAAGGAGUUUGAGAUGUCGGAAGUGUUAAUCACUGGAGAAUUGGAGAAUAGCAAGAAGGAUGAUUUGUUGUCGCUUCAAUACAGGACAAAGCUUUACAAACUAUUGGCUGAAGUUAAAGAAAGGGCAGGGAAUGUUAAAGGAGCUAUGGACGUGCUAAAAUCGGCCAGAGAUAAUCAAAACAGGGUACGCAAAAUAUUAGCGGUAGAACAAGCAGUUAUACCUGUGGAAGAGGUUAAUUGUUUGAUACAAUUGAAUAUGAAAUUGGGAGAACUUGCAUCCGGCUUUAGAGAUCACGAGAAGGCGAUAAAUCAUUACAAAGAUGCGUUAACUGUUUCCAAUGAUAAUCCAAAAAUUUUAGCUGCUUUGGCCAAGCUUUACAUGCAGAUCAAUUAUUUAGAGCUUUGCCAGCAGACAUGUGCGAAUUUGCUGAAGUUGGACGCUGACAAUGAAAUUGCUUCAGUUUUAAUGGCCGAUAUUGCAUUUAGAAAGGUUGAUUUCGACAUGUCCGUUUUUCAUUUCACUCAAUUAGUGAACAAGCAGCCUACUAAUUGGGCUGCGCUAGUCCGAUUAGUGGAGGUUCUAAGGCGUACGGGAAAUUUAGAUGAGGUUUCGCAAUAUCUACAAUUAGCCGAGAAGCAGUUGGAUCGACCCCAAAAGGAACCAGGUUUUUGUUUCUGCACGGCUUUAUACCAAUGGUAUUCUGGUAAUUUGAAUGGUGCUUUGAGGAAUUUCAACAAUGCGAGGCAAGAUGCGGAAUGGGGACAAGAAGCUAUCUAUAAUAUGAUUGAGAUCUGCUUGAAUCCUGAAGAUGAAUUUUUGGGCGAGCAAUUCAUGGAUUCUGAUGAUUUGGAGUAUAGAGAUUCGAGAAGCAUGGCUUUGAAAACAGGUUUAUUUGUUGUAAUUUUGCGAUUAACAAGAUUUUUAAUGGAUGUUAUAUUGAUUCUAGCCGAUCGGUUAUUGAAAGAAUUGAAGCAGAAAGUCGUACAUAGCAUGGGGGAUGAUGAAUUGAAGUGCAGAUUGUUGGAGAAUUUCUUAUUGAUCGCAAGCAAGGAUAAGAGCAAUGUGGAACAGGCUUUGGAGGACUUUAUUUCUAUUGGUUCUAUGGAAGCUUAUAAGGACCACGUCGGUCCUAUAUUGGGGAUGGCGAUGGCUUAUAGUCUGCUGAAGCAAGGACAAAGGGCAAAAACUCAAUUGAAACGAGUUAUUAAGAACAUUUGGACCUUUGAAGAAGCUGAUUACAUUGAAAGAUGUUGGUUGCUCCUCGCCGAUUAUUACUUGCAGUCCAAUAAAUACGAGUUGGCUGCAGAUCUUUUGAAGAAAGUUCUUCAGCACAAUAAAGCGUGUUGCAAGGCUUACGAGUUUUCUGGUUAUAUAGCGGAAAAGGAACAGAAAUACAAAGAAGCAGCUAAUCAUUACGAAGCUGCUUGGAAAAAUAACGGGAGAAAUAAUCCGGCUAUUGGAUAUAAAUUGGCUUAUAAUUUGAUGAAGUGUAAAAGGUAUGCUGACGCGAUUGAUGUAGGUCAAAUGGUUUAUAAGAAUCAUCCGGAAUACAUGAGGAUCAAGAAGGACGUCCUGGAUAAGAGUAUUAAUAAUUUGAGAACUUAACAAGACUUCGUAGCAAGUAGCAAAUCCGUCCACUGUGUUUAUUAGAUUUAAUUUGUCACAUUAAUAAACAUAUAAUAUUUCGCACUUACUAAAGCAAAAUUUAUUUUCUUUUGAGGGGCGAUGUACUGUUUUCUGGAGUUUAAUUUUGUUUUAUUUUGCCACGUGUGAGCCGGAGGGAAUGUAUUGUUUUGGCAAUUGGCUCCUGUGAUAUUGGCAUUGGCCGUUGGUUCAAUAAUAAUUUGAAGUUCAGUUGAUGAGAAUGUAUCGGACGAAGCGCAAAGUGCCGACGACGGUUUCGUGGGCUGGCUCGGAUGAUAUUAUCCAAGUGCACAAGUUUGAAGAGGAGCUGGAGCUGGUGGAGGGUGACGAGGAAGAGUUGGUCCGGGAUGAAUGUCACGGUUAGUAGUAAGCUUUUAGAGGUUUAAAUACAUGAUUUGUGUGGCUGAAAUCGCGCCGCAGAAGGCUAACGAACUGGCGACACUUACGACUGCUGUAGUU
Molecule: messenger RNA, 4931 nt
Organism: Nicrophorus vespilloides
Lineage: Eukaryota; Metazoa; Arthropoda; Insecta; Coleoptera; Silphidae
Product: tetratricopeptide repeat protein 21B-like
Exons: 6
Coding region: 486-4433 (1315 amino acids)
Biological process (GO): protein localization to cilium; intraciliary retrograde transport
Cellular component (GO): intraciliary transport particle A
Molecular function (GO): protein binding
Source: RefSeq, a predicted model, not a curated record